GGAGGAGGCGACGCUUCGCGGCCGUAUCGGGCAUCCUAUUUGACAGUUGCGUUUGGGAAUUUGUUGAGUAGUCGAGUUUACCGAAGAAGAAGCGGUGCAGAGGUGUAAGGAAAAAAAGAAUAGAGAGAGAAGAGAGAGUGAGCAAGUAGUGUUGGUUUGAGUGGUGCGAAGGAAACGGUGAACGGUUUCGACUAUUGAUAGGAGGUAGAGAUAGCAGUGUUGAAAACAAAGUGUGCGGCGACCAACGUUUGUGUGCUCUUCUAGUGUUUCACAGUGUCUCAUUCAUCUUCUCCUGCUGGACACGAUCGGAACGGUGGAGUGGAGUGUGUGGAGAGUAUCAAACGACGGUUUGUUGGGACCCGGUGAUCGAGGAGAAGGAGCCGAGGCGGCUGCUGCUGCUGCUGCUGUCGCGGAGGAAGGUAGGACGACGAUCGACGUCGUCUUCUUCGACGAGGUGGAGCUGUGGAGUAGCAGCAGGAGUAAGAGGACGACUUGCGCUCUCCUCAACAUUAACGUCGUCGUCGUCGUCAACAUCGCCGAAGCUUCGGUGCGACAUUCCUGGAAACUAUGAAGAGACGAAAUGCGGAAGUGGGUAAAAUGAGGAGGCCCAUGAAGAAGAACAAAAUCAGCGAGGGAUUCUACGGAAGUACGCUGUUGUACCUGAAGUUCCUGGUGCUUUGGGCGCUUGUCAUCCUUGCAGACUUCAUCCUCGAGUUCCGUUUCGAGUUCCUAUGGCCGUUCUAUCUGCUGCUCAGAUCCGUGUACGACUCUUUCAAGUAUCAGGGUCUCGCAUUUUCCGUGUUCUUCGUGUGCAUCGCCCUCACCUCUGACAUGCUGUGCUUCUUUUUCAUACCUGUCCAUUGGCUCUUCUUCGUCGCUAGCACUUACGUAUGGGUGCAGUACGUGUGGCACACGGACAAAGGAAUCUGCGCACCGACGAUCGUCCUCUGGAUACUGUUCGUCUAUCUGGAGGCGGCAGUCCGGUUGCGCGACGUCAAACACAUGCCGGGUCUUUUGGAUCUGUGCCGCCCAUUCGCCGCCCACUGCAUUGGUUACCCGGUGGUCACACUGGGAUUCGGCUUCAAGUCGUACGUGGGCUUCCGGAUACGGCAGCGGAAGCAGCGAGACGUCGCCAAGGAGAACGAGUUCUAUCUGCAACUGAUGCAGCAGGCGCUGCCCGUCGACACGUCCACCACCACGACGGGGACGACGGCGGCGGCGGCGGCGCCCACCGCAACCGCUGCUGCAGGCGCUGUCACAGCGGCGGUCAACCACGCGAACGUUACUGCUGCCACCACCGCAACGACGCUCACCACCGCGACGGCGUCGUUGCAGGUAUCGCACGAGUCGUCGGCCUCGACGUCGCCACAUCCGGUCACACCGACAGCGACGGCCUCCAACAAUAAUAACAACAACAACAAUAGCACGUCCGUUUCCUCCUCAUCGUCGUCGUCGUCAUCCAACAAGCAAACGGGGAAGCAGCAUAACGAGCGGAACGGUCAUCUGCCCAACGGAGGGUUACCAAACGGCGUACAAAAGUCGCAUAGAAAGGCGAACGCCGCUGCUGCAGCUGCUGCGGCGGCGGCUGCAGCGGAGAAGACGCCAAGGGACGUGGAGCAUAGCAGGAACGGUGCAGCGAUAGGUGCAGGUGCGGAAGAAGCUCAGCAGACGACGCAGGAGACGCCCGAACCAAUCAGACAGCCGAGCUCGACGAGUCGCAGGAAAGAGAAGAAGGAGCAGGAUAAGGAGCGCGAGAAUGCGGAAUAUCUGCAGCGACUCGAAACGGAGUCGAAGAAGCUUCGCAAUGACCUCACACACAGUCGCGCCAGCGAACAGGAACUCAGACUCCAAGUUGCUUCCUUGACGACAAUGGAGAAGGUGUCGCGCGGCGAGUUGCUGACGAUGCAUCGCGAAGUCGACGAGCUUCAGAACAAGCUGCAGAGCUGCAACAGCAUAAAGGCACAAGACAAACAGACAAUCGGUAAUCUGGAGAGGAGGAUAACGGAGGAGAGACGCGCCCGAACGUUCGCCGAGAGUCAGCUGCAGCAGGAGCGCAAGACCAGAAAACACGAGGAGGUCAGAGCGGCGCAGGUGGCCGCGCAGAACGUGAGGGGCGAAUGCACGGACGCGUGCAGACAGCGGAGACGCGAUCUCGAAGGAGAGAUGUCCAAUUUAAAGACGAACCAGGUGUGGAACGAGGAACGGAUCGCACUUCUGGAGCGCGAGAACGGCAACCUGAGCGAGCAGCUGCGAGACACGGAGAGGUUCGUCUCGGCGCUGAACGCGUUGCAGGAGACGAACGUUCACCUGGAGAACUCGCUUUCGGCGGAAACUCGCAUCAAGUUGGACCUCUUCAGCGCACUAGGCGAGGCCAAACGUCAGCUCGAGAUCAAAGAAAGUUGUCUGAAGGGGCAAGAGAAAGAGAUCAAAGAGCUGAAGAGCAAAAUCGCGCAGGUUCUGGCCGUGAUGCCGAACGACACGUUCGGCAGUCCGACGCCGAGCAGCACGAUAUCGCGGGUCCGAUUGGCCGAGAGUCCACCGGGAUCGACGCUCGACCCGAACGCCACGGCCUACACACCCAAGGGCUCCAUGGUCGCAGCAUCCACGGAGGCAUGAUACGUAAUCAGACAUACUAAACGAUUUUAACACAAACCCAACAACCAACACCGCCACCACCAACAACUACAGCUACAGCAGCAACAACAACAACAAAACCUUCCACCAAC
Nicrophorus vespilloides is the source of this 2726-nucleotide messenger RNA. Its product is annotated as macoilin-2. Gene Ontology annotation, biological process: neuronal signal transduction. The transcript has 5 exons. The record is from RefSeq and is a predicted model, not a curated record. The coding region runs from base 568 to 2616 and encodes 682 amino acids. Gene Ontology annotation, cellular component: rough endoplasmic reticulum membrane. NCBI's taxonomy places the organism in Eukaryota, Metazoa, Arthropoda, Insecta, Coleoptera, Silphidae.